AUGUUGAGAUCAAGAUCAACCAAUACCUUCUUGAGGCUGAGAAUUACCCAGCAAAGGCUAUUUUCACAUUCAUUAUUAGCAUUAAAUGCAACCGUGGUAUCCGGAACCAAGUUGGCUGCCAAAAUACGAAAUGAUGUUGCUGAAAAAGUUUUGCAAUACAACAAAGAACAUUACGGAAUUGACUCUGCACCAUUAGAAAAGCUAAAGUUUAAACCGUCGUUGACUAUUGUUCAAGUUGGUUCAAGACCAGACUCGUCGGCAUAUGUGCGGUCGAAAUUGAAAUCGGCCGAGAAAUCCAACAUUAAAGCAAACCUCUUCAAGUUUGAUGAGGAUAUUAGCCAAGAUGACUUGGUCGAUGAGAUUGAUCGUUUGAACAAGGACCCCCAGGUUCAUGCCAUAUUAGUUCAGUUGCCUUUGCCCAAACAUAUUGAUGAGACAUUAAUCACAAAUUCUGUUAUUACGGAAAAGGAUGUCGAUGGUUUCGAUCACUACAAUGUGGGUCAACUAUCCAAAAAGGGAGGUAUUCCACAUUUCAAACCUUGUACACCUAAUGGUAUAAUGGAGUUGAUCAAGACCACUGGAAUCAACUUGAGGGGUAAGAAUGCAGUAGUCAUUGGAAGAUCCGAUAUCGUUGGUACUCCUGUUGCAACUAUGUUAAGGAAUGAAGAUUGCACAGUUACAAUCUGUCAUCGUUACACCAGCAAUUUGCCAGAAAUUGUAUCCAAGGCAGAUAUUAUUGUUGCUGCGGUUGGGAUUGCAGAAUAUGUUAAGUCAUCUUGGGUGAAAGAUGGGGCUAUUGUUAUUGACGUCGGUAUCAACUACAAAGAGGAUCCAACAGCCAAGAAUGGGAGAAGAUUGGUUGGUGACGUCGACUAUCAAGAUGUAGUUAGAAAAGCUGGGUUCAUUACUCCUGUCCCUGGUGGUGUUGGGCCCAUGACAGUAGCAAUGUUGUGCUCGAAUGUAUAUGAUGCAGCUGUCUUGCAUGCGAAGAAGGCACAUGAGCACAAGUUCAAGCCUCUUCCAUUAGACUUAAAGACCCCAGUUCCAUCUGACAUUGAGAUAUCGAGGGCUCAGAAGCCAAAAGUUAUCACCAAAGUGGCAAAGGAGUUGGGAUUAUUGGACAAAGAAUUGGAGCCAUUUGGCCAUUACAAAGCUAAAGUUGACGCUAAAGCAGUAAUUGAGAGGCUUGAUGCCCAAGUAGAAGGAUCCGCUGAUGAUAAAGGAUACUAUGUCUUGGUUGCUGGUAUAACCCCAACUCCAUUGGGUGAAGGUAAAUCCACCACAACUAUGGGAUUGGCUCAAGCACUUGGUGCUGAGUUGGGAUACAACUCCAUUGCUAAUGUUAGACAACCUUCUAUGGGUCCUACUUUUGGAGUCAAAGGAGGAGCAGCCGGAGGUGGUUAUGCCCAAGUUAUACCUAUGGAUGAAUUUAACAUGCACUUGACUGGUGAUAUACAUGCCAUUUCUGCUGCCCAGAAUUUGCUCUGUGCUGCUGUUGAUACGAGAAUGUUUCACGAAGCUACAUCGAAAACCAUUGGUGGAUUUUUCAAAAGAUUGGUGCCAGCCAAAAAAGGCAAAAGAAGUUUCACACCUUCGAUGUUAAAGAGGUUAGAGAAAUUAGGCAUUAACAAGACAAACCCUGAUGACCUUACCCCAGAAGAAGUUGAAAAGUUUGCCAAGUUAGAUAUUGAUCCAGACUCGAUUACCAUCAAGAGAGUGGUUGAUUGCAACGACAGAUUUGUGAGAGAGAUUACAAUUGGUGAAGGUAAGAAUGAGGCUAGCAAAUAUUCACCAAGAAAGACAGGUAUGGAUAUCACUGUAGCUAGUGAGUUGAUGGCAAUCUUGGCGCUUUCAAACUCGCUCAAGGAUUUGAGACAAAGGGUUGGUAAAGUUGUUAUUGGUACUCAGAAGGGAACUGGAGUAGCUAUUACCGCUGAAGAUAUCGGAGUCGCUGGAGCAAUUACAGCAUUGUUGAAAGACGCUAUCAAACCAAAUUUAAUGCAAACAGUUGAAGGAACACCAGUAUUUGUGCACGCAGGUCCCUUUGCCAACAUUUCCAUCGGAGCUUCAUCUGUCGUAGCUGAUAAAGUUGCGCUAAAAUUGACCUCGCCAUCUAACCCAAUUAAUAGUGGACACCCAGGAUUUGUGAUUACUGAAGCUGGUUUUGAUUUCACAAUGGGUGGUGAACGUUUUUUCAAUAUUAAAUGUAGGAGCUCAGAGUUAAAACCGGAUACUGUUGUCUUGGUUGCUACAACUAGGGCAUUGAAAUUACACGGUGGUGCCCCUGAUGUCAAACCAGGCCAAUCCUUGCCAGCGGAAUAUGUUACCGAGAACUUGGAACCAUUAGAAAAGGGAUGUGCUAACUUGGCCAAGCAAAUUUCAAACAUCAAGCAGUACAAUGUUCCUGUUGUUGUUGCCAUCAACCAGUUUGAAACCGAUUCUGAUGCUGAAAUUAAAUUGAUUGAGAAAUUGGCGUUGGAAGCCGGUGCAGACUAUGCAGUUCCAUCUAACCAUUGGGCUAAAGGUGGAAUGGGUGCCAAAGAGUUGGCAGAAGCAGUUGUCAAAGCUGUUAAGCAAGCUCCACACGGAGAACAGCAAUACUUGUAUGAUGUGAAUGAUUCAGUUGAAAACAAGUUGAACAAGAUUGCCCAGAAGAUGUAUGGAGCCAAGGACAUUGAGUUGUCACCAUUGGCAAAGGAACAAAUUGAAACUUACACCCAACAAGGUUUUGACAAGUUGCCAAUAUGUAUUGCCAAAACACAAUAUUCGUUGUCUCAUGACCCUGCAUUGAAAGGUGUGCCAACUGGUUUUACUGUACCAAUCAGGGAAGUUAGGUGUUCCGCAGGUGCAGGAUAUUUGUACGCAUUGGCUGCAGAGAUUAUGACGAUUCCCGGAUUACCUACGCAUGCCGGUUUCAUGAAUGUUGAAGUUAAUGAAGAUGGAGAGAUUGAAGGUUUGUUUUGA
Molecule: messenger RNA, 2964 nt
Organism: Lodderomyces margitis
Lineage: Eukaryota; Fungi; Ascomycota; Pichiomycetes; Serinales; Debaryomycetaceae
Gene: MIS12
Product: Mis12p
Exons: 1
Coding region: 1-2964 (987 amino acids)
Biological process (GO): tetrahydrofolate interconversion
Cellular component (GO): cytosol
Molecular function (GO): methenyltetrahydrofolate cyclohydrolase activity; ATP binding; formate-tetrahydrofolate ligase activity
Source: RefSeq, a predicted model, not a curated record